Messenger RNA from Helicoverpa zea (corn earworm), 2474 nucleotides. RefSeq lists its product as uncharacterized. Gene Ontology annotation, molecular function: structural molecule activity; A2-type glycerophospholipase activity. Lineage: Eukaryota; Metazoa; Arthropoda; Insecta; Lepidoptera; Noctuidae. The transcript has 2 exons. Gene Ontology annotation, biological process: phospholipid metabolic process; arachidonate secretion. Bases 62 to 2455 code for a protein of 797 amino acids. The record is from RefSeq and is a predicted model, not a curated record.
GCCACAAAAAAAGAGUGGGGAUAUCAUACUAUAUAAAGGCGCGCACGAGGAACGAGCACCAAUGGCUGAUCAACCGCCGCCGGACGAGGAGCAGCCAAGUGGAAGUCGCGGGUUAGUGUUUCCGGGUUAUAAAUACGUCGGUCCAGGAAAUUCGUUAAAUCGCGGAGUGCCAAUAAACGCAUUAGACGCCGCAGCAAAAAAACACGACGAAAAAUAUCACAAAAUUACUGAAUAUUAUAAAAAAACAAAAAAUAAAAAACAUUUUGAAGAACAAAUACAAACUGCUGACAUUGAAUUUGUGAACGAAGUUGCAACAUUUGCCCCAGAUACGAGUUACGACCAGGUGGUAAAGUGGAUAGCCUUGGCAGGAAUAGAAGGAAAGCACAUUCUAGAAAAAUAUACUGGAAUUAUCUACCCACGAGUGUCGGAUCAAGACAAGAGCGGCGACAUGGAAGUACCAGGAAACGUAAAUUCGGUAAUUGGAACCGGUGUGCAAAAUACGAACAAUGUACAUAAAUUUCAAUUUAAGAAAAAGUUUACAUUUGCAAUCGAAUCAACAAAAGCGACAUACACGAAGAGCUCCAGCGAGCUAGUAUACAAUACAUAUAUACACAGCAUGCCAUGGCAAUAUAUUUAUUUCUAUCUAACUGAAAAAGAAUAUGACGACAUGACUAAAAUAUUCCACACGGCAAAAGUGACAAACUGCGGAAUAAAAAUUACAAAUCUAGGAAACAGGACUCCGUUCUUAACAUCAACAUCAUCAGUAAAUUAUGCAAAUGCAAAUUCACAAACUACAAUCGGCAUAUGGGAAAACAUGGAGCUGUUGGCACCGGUAGAAUUGGGAAGAAACAUUACAAAUAAAACACUAUACGGUGAAACAUUGGAAAAAUACAAAACGGGAGAGACGCAAGAUCCGGACCAUUCGACGGCACAAGCGAAGUUGAUAGAUAACAAGAUUAUUUACAAAUUCAAAAUUAAUAAUACAAACAAAAACUUCUUACUACCUCCGCUAAUUAUGGAAUCUACCAUACUAUACAACGCGACAAAUUCAAUCGGACCAAUAUACGAAAAAGCUUACACACCAAAGGAUGGCACAUUUCACAUUGACAAUGACGGAUUCGAAGACGAUAUGAAUAUCAUUAGAAACGAAGGACCAUCAAACCUGUUAAACACGAGCACCGCCGGUAUAAAAAAUCUUGGAUACGUCAAAAGUAAAACUAAACCAUACACAGAAGCAACCAUUGACAAUAUAACAAUUGGCAGAUUAUUUAAAAAUGCACCAAAAGAUUUCAUGGGUAGCGUCGGAGUAGGCAUUAUACCCCUAUUAAACAAAGACGGAAGUCUAGAAGACGCAAUACUAAACAUUAUGGUAGAAACAUGUAUAGAAAUCGAAUGUAUAUCGCACGGAACAAACUUACUUAUGGGAAAAUAUGCAGGAAUACAACCAAACACUCUAUUCGCGGGAUUGGCAAUCGAUAGAUACAAAUGGAAUAACAGAUACACUAUAGCCGGAACGCCAGCAGUAGAUGCCGGUGCAGUUAAAAGGACUAUAAACAUGAAUCCCGCAGUACCACAAACACCACCACAUCAACAACAAACACCACCAAGGCAAGAACAAACACCACCAAGACAACAAGUGACACAACACCAACCAAGACAACAAGUAACACAACAACAACCACCACCAACACAACAAGAGAGGCCGCCCGCUCAACAAACAGGAAGUAAAAGAAAAGAACCUGAAGAUCAAGAAGCAAACGUACAACAAAAAAGACCAAAAACAUGGUUCAAUGACAACAAUGAAAUCAUCAAAAUAGAUGGCGUCGAAUACAUAGUAGUACGAGCAGAAAAAAUUCCAGGUCAAAAAAAAAUUACCAGAAACAUGACAAAUGAAGAAAAAUUGGCAACAGCGGAACAAAACGAAAACACUCGCAGAGCAGCAGUAGCGCUAGCAGAAAAAGAAAUACAUAAAAGAAUUAUGUUGACUGGCAAAUUUUUAAAUUUGGGCAUACCAGAAGGCGGAUAUUACAUUAACACAAAUGAAAAUCACAGACAAGCAAUAAUGAACACAGCCACGCAAAAACCAGAACAACCCCCUCAACAACCCCAACAAGGGACAAGUACAUCACAAAUAGAAAGACCACCACAAGCGGAGACGGUAACGGUAACACAAAGAGCAUUGACAAGACUAGACAUCAUCGCAGAAGGAACUAGAACAACACUGUGGCUAUACGAAAACGAAAAACAAUUGGAAGAACAAUUCAAAAAAAACAUACCAAACAAAAUAAAAGUGACAAAACAACCGGCAGAAGACACCAUAACGUUCGCAGUAAACAAUGGCAGAGACAACGUAUGGCCAACAUUAAAUUUCAAAUUAAGACAACUCACACAAGGAGAAAGAAGUGACAUCUAUCAUGAAGUUAUGAAGACAAUUCACAGUACUUAUCCAAAAUAAUAAACUAAUGUAAUCCUGA